CUCAAACAAGACUCCACCCACGUAACUACUUGGACCAUGUGGCUGGGAAAAACACAACAUCCGCUAGUUCAAUAUCUUUAAGGACUAAAUCAUUUUCUUUCUUAUUUUAGGGACUACGGAUUCACGCGCACAUGUCAAAAUGACGACCUCUGACGUUAACUUUCAAUCUCAAAUCGCAUCUGUUUUAGACGCACUGGUCAAAGUGGCCGUAGUCGAAUUGACGAAACUCUUCGACGGUCACUACUCAGUCUCCAGGAACACGGUGCUUACUGAUGGUCACACGGAACAAAAUGAUACACUGGACUACUUCAAAGGGCCACCUAACAAAACAUUUCAAAGUAUUGCAGUGCAAGUGGACGGAGGAACCCUGUAUUUCGAGCAACCUUUCACAGAUCAGUGUUGCUCCUUAGAGGGGUGUGGUGAUAGUUUGAGAAAGGGCAGGAAGGGGGAGGACACCCUGCUGGUGGAAACUAAUGAGUGUACUGACCUUGGGAGCUUUGUUCUCAGAGAGGAUGAGAUGUGUAUGAGCAGUUCAUCCAGAAACCCUGAAUCAUCCACCAAAGAACUAUAUGCAAAUGGCCCUGCAAAUAACUGCCACUCCGCUGUACCAAGGACUCUAGCUAAACAGAAACAACGUUCUAAUAAGACAAAAGGAAAGAAUGGAAGCAAUUCUCAGAACAAGACUAAGCUCUUCCUCCAGAAAGAGAAGACACAAGCUCCAGCUCAAGAGCCUAAGUGUACAGAGCCUGCCCAGGUGAAGCCCCAGGAGGCCAGUGUCAGCACAGCCCAGGAGACCCCUGUCUCCACAGAUGGGACUGUGGCUCAUUUGAGGGUAAGCCUAUGGGACCGCCUGGCCAGUGUGAAAGACAUGGUGAAUGAGCAUAAGAAGCAGACUUCUCAGGACCAGAAACUACUUCAGCCCUGCUCAGUUCAGCUGGUCAACCUGUCUUUGGUUGAGCAUGGGGGAAAGAUGACCGGCAUUGUUGGUGGUGGUGCUCAAGGAAAGACGGGUUUCCAAACACCCAAGGACCUCCGCACCCAUCAGAGUAUCCACACCGGGCGACGUCUUUGCUGCUUCACCAAGUGUGGCAACGGCAUCUGGCGGCUGCAGAGGGUGGUCAGCCAGAGCCAGUCACACUGUUGCAAGAUAUGCGGGAAGAGGUUUAAGCGCAGGAAGGUCCUCCGAAGACAUGAACGCUUUCACACUGGGGAGAAGCCCUAUAAGUGCCCCAGGUGUCACAAGGCCUUUGCCUUACGUAAAAGUCUACGCAGGCACCAGAGGUUUCAUACCGGGGAGAAACCCCACAUUUGCCCUCAGUGUGGGAAAAGUUUCCGGCUUCGAGAGAAUCUAAAGGCUCACCUGCGUUUCCACACCGGCGAGAGGCCAUUUACCUGCUCCAUCUGCGCCAAGAGCUUCAGAAUCUCCCGCAACCUCACAGAACACCAGCUCAGUCACUUAUGAUUAAGCAGCAGCUGUUUCUGCUCUUAAAAUGUCUUCUACCUCUUACCAAAAACUAUUGGUUUUAUUCACACUAUAGCUUUCCUUUGGUUUUCCAAUAAUGAAGUUUAUAAAAAAAGAACACCAGAAAAAAAAAUCCUGAGAUUCCUGCACGUUUUUGUUGGAUUGGCCUCGAUGUCCAGUGGAAUGUGAACUUUUGCAACAAAUAGAAUGUUGUGAACAUGCGUGUUUUUACACUGUAGACACUGGUAUUUUUACCCCCACUAUGUGUUAUGCUGUUGAUUUAUGUGGAUAUUAGGCUGUUGUGCAAUGUAUUGCACUGGAAGUGCAGACAUAUUUCUACUUUGCUGCUUGUGUAAUGUGCUGACAAAUUGACAAUUUUUUAUGCCUGUGUGUAUCCUUUUAAGGUGUUUUAUAACUAACUUGGUUAUUUUGACUAAGACCCAAUAAGAGGCCAUUCUGUCCAUAUACUUGUCUAAAGAAAGCUUCGUUGUAUUGUGCUUCGAGAGAACACACGUUCAUUUUAAUUUUAAGUCAAUCUUUAGUGAUUGAAAUGCACACAAGGGGGUCAUUUUUUUAUGUAGGAAGACCGACACCCGUACCUGUAUGUACCAUGCAGGAGACAUUCUUCACAGUAGCCUACUGUUUACGUUUUUUGAAGAAAAAAAUUGUUCGUGUUUCAAGACGAAGCCUGAAACGUCCGAUUUUAAUGUUCGAUCAGACUGUGCGAAAUGUAUUUCCUAUAGGCCUAAUUAGUUUUGUACUUUUGAAAUAAUCAUGAUAUGUUUUUUUACUUUUAAUUAUGUAUCUGUGAAGUAGAAAUGUAUGAAAUAAAUCCAGAUUAAAAACUAAAUUGU
This is a messenger RNA of Osmerus eperlanus (European smelt), 2316 nucleotides long. RefSeq lists its product as uncharacterized. The transcript has 4 exons. Gene Ontology annotation, molecular function: DNA-binding transcription factor activity, RNA polymerase II-specific; RNA polymerase II cis-regulatory region sequence-specific DNA binding. Gene Ontology annotation, biological process: regulation of transcription by RNA polymerase II. The record is from RefSeq and is a predicted model, not a curated record. Bases 140 to 1462 code for a protein of 440 amino acids. Lineage: Eukaryota; Metazoa; Chordata; Actinopteri; Osmeriformes; Osmeridae.